Ictalurus furcatus (blue catfish) is the source of this 2010-nucleotide messenger RNA. Its product is annotated as vitamin D3 hydroxylase-associated protein. NCBI's taxonomy places the organism in Eukaryota, Metazoa, Chordata, Actinopteri, Siluriformes, Ictaluridae. Gene Ontology annotation, molecular function: fatty acid amide hydrolase activity; amidase activity. The coding region runs from base 18 to 1751 and encodes 577 amino acids. The record is from RefSeq and is a predicted model, not a curated record. Gene Ontology annotation, biological process: fatty acid catabolic process. The transcript is spliced from 15 exons.
GGCAGGUGAGUUGAGACAUGGAUGCUGAGUGGAAGGGUGUAGCAGUGUCCUUGUUCUGUGUUGCCUGUGUGAGUGUUUUCCUGCUGAAAUGGAGAGAACUCCAGAAUUUGAAGAGGAAACUGCAGAGAGCCAGAGAGAAGAGAGAGAAAGAGCUGGGACAGGCAGAGAAAGCUGUCAGCUGCUUUAAGACUCAGAAUGCUGGUGUUGAUUUGAGCUCCAUCGUGACUCUCCCUCUAGCUGAGCUGAGUAAACGGAUCAGAGAUGGAUCUCUGCAGCCCGACGCUGUUCUCCACGCCUACAUGGAAAAAGCUCUGGAGGCGAACAGGAAAGUGAACUGUAGCACUGCUGUCCUCACGGAGAGUCUGAAACAACUGCAGGACAUCGAGUCGCACAAAAAUGGCCUUCUCUACGGCAUUCCCAUCAGCAUCAAGGACAAUCUGGAUUUUGAGGGCUACGACUCUACCUGUGGCGUGUUGACUAAGUUGGAUGAUCCUGCCGUUAAGGACAGUGUGCUGGUCUCGGUACUGAAGAAGCAGGGUGCGAUCCCCUUCAUCAAAACCAACAUCCCACAGGGUCUCCUCAACUAUGAAUGUAGUAACCCCAUAUACGGGAGGACGGUGAACCCCUGCAACGUCGAGAAGACGUGCGGCGGCUCUUCAGGAGGCGAGGGUGCUCUGAUCGCUGGAGGAGGAUCUAUUCUGGGUCUGGGAAGCGACCUCGGAGGAAGUGUCCGCAUCCCGGCAGCCUUCUGUGGCAUCUGCGGCUUAAAACCCACAAACAACCGGAUAAGCUUGCAUGGACUGUCUUCGUGUGUAAAAGGUGGGAAGACAGGUAAGACACCGACGUCCGUUGGUCCCAUGGCCCGUGAUGUUGAGAGUCUGGCUCUGUGUAUGAGAGCUUUACUCUGUCCAGACAUGUUCACUCUGGACCCUACGGUUCCUCCAAUACCGUUCAACCAGCAGGUGUACGAGAGCUCUGAGCCCCUGAGGAUCGGUUACUAUGAGAACGACGGGUACUUUCAGCCGUCUCCAAGCAUGAGCAGAGCUCUACUAGAGACCAAAGAGCUCCUGGAAAAAGCAGGACACACGCUAAUUCCAUUCAACCUUCCUCGCAUAUUCACCGCCUUCCAUGAGUUUGUUGUACGGGGAAACACUGCAGAUGGAUGCGUCACACUUCUAAAGCACUUCGAGGAAGGCCCCGUCGAUCCGUGUAUGCAGCAUCAGUUCAGACACUGGGGUUGUCCCAGGUUCGUGAAGAUGUUCUCUCUGCUCCUUCGACCUGUUUAUCCACGCAUGGCCGCAGUUAUACACGCCACCUGUGGAGUCAGACGCACCGCAGUGUCUGACGUGGCCUCGUCACACUUUUUCCUGUGUUCUCUGCUUUGUAGCUCUCCUGCAGCUCUGUGGAAACAGCACCGAGAGGUCGAGGAUUAUAUCCGUGAGACGAUAGCCGUGUCAUUGUCUUCAGCUGCUCUGAGUUACACUGCGCUGUACAACGUGCUCAACUUCCCUGCUGGAGUCGUUCCUGUCACUGAGGUCACGGCCGAGGACGAAGAUCAGCUGAAUCACUACAGCAGAUACUUUGGAGACGCCGGGGACAAGACCUUUUUCGAGGCUAUACGAGGCGGUGUGGGUCUGCCGAUAGCAGUGCAGUGUGUGGCUCUGCCCUGGCAGGAAGAGAUGUGUUUACGCCUAAUGAGAGAAGUGGAAAAGCUCUGUGCCAAGAACAAAUUCUCCAACACGCACCACUAAACACACACACACACACACACACACACACAUACACACUCCAGCCUAUAAUCUGAAGUUGAUCUGUAUCGCACUGAUUAAUAGUUCAAAAGGAUGUCGCGUAGUGAAAACAGUUAAAUCACUUUCUUCCUCGGCACAGAGUUCUCAAUCUCAUCACUGUACUUAAGAUUCAGACCCGUGUAUAGGCGCGGCCUAAGGUUUGAAGGCAGGGUUGUCUGUUAUUGAUUCAGUUGAUAAUAAAAUUAUGAUUUGAAUUGUAUGA